Molecule: messenger RNA, 2430 nt
Organism: Saccostrea echinata
Lineage: Eukaryota; Metazoa; Mollusca; Bivalvia; Ostreida; Ostreidae
Product: nucleolar complex protein 3 homolog
Exons: 21
Coding region: 15-2405 (796 amino acids)
Biological process (GO): DNA replication initiation
Cellular component (GO): nucleolus
Molecular function (GO): chromatin binding
Source: RefSeq, a predicted model, not a curated record
CUAAGAUUGUAAAUAUGGCUGCGAAAAAGUCAGGAAAACGUGGAGGUAAACGAAAAGGUUACAAAGCCAGCUCUGUCAAGUUAUCCAAUAAAAGAACAUCUAAACUUGCCAAACAAGGAAAACUAAAACCAAAGAAAAAGAAAAAAGGAUUGGCAGAACUUAACCAGCAGAGCGAGCGGGGGGAUCAUAUUCAAGUAAACGGGAGAGGAAGCCUAGAAACAGAGGAAGAGAGUGAUUUAGGUGAAGAAGAUAUAGAGUUUUAUGGUACACCAGGAAAUGCUUCAGGUUUUAUAAAUGCUGCAAAAUCUAGAACAUUAUCUACAGAGGUUGUAAAAAGUGGCAAGAAAAGAAAGAAGAAAGACACAAAAGAGGGAGAUGAAGAAGAGCAGUAUGAACAGAGACCUCGUAAACUGUUCGCUAACGAUGAGAAUGUCAAGUCACUGUUGCCCAUAAAAACAAAGAAAGGGGUCGUACCACAAGUGACUCUUGUCAAUCCAGAAGUUUGUGAAGAUGAACCUGCGGUUAAAGAGGAAGAAAAUAAUGAUCCAGAAACAAGCCCAGCCGAGAAGGUGGAAAAGUUACCAGCCCUGACAAAUGUAGAACUGUAUGCUAACAGACAGGAAAAACUGAGGGCUCGGAAAUCAAGAAUAGCUGCCCUGGCAAGCUCCCUUAUAGAAAACCCCGAGGAAAACAUUAAAAAGCUGAAGGAGUUGAGAUCAUACAUCAUGGAGAGUGAUCCAGAUGUGUUUUUGACUGUGCGUAAACUUGCCAUGGUAUCAAUGAUGGAGGUUUUUAAAGACAUCAUACCUGGCUAUAGGAUUAGACUGCCUACAGAAGCUGAAAAAACACAGAAGCUAAAGAAAGAAACAAAGCAGAUUCGAGACUUUGAAGAAACUUUUCUAUUGAAUUAUAAAAAAUAUUUAGAGUUUUUGGAAAUGACUUGUAAAGGAAAACUUGUAGAAAACAAGGAUAAAAAAUACUCUAGGGGAGGAGCUGAACUGAAACUCUCCUCAUCAGCCUCCCAGACCCUGUCGGUGCUGGCUGUGAAGUGUUUGUGUGAAUUACUGAAGACACAACCUCACUUUAACUACAGGAACAACAUCAUCACUGUAUUGAUCCCUCUAAUGAACCGGGGAAAUAGAGAGGUCAGCGGUAUUGUUUGUGAGACUGUACAAGAGGCAUUUAGAGGUGACAAAUCAGGGGAAUUAUCAUUAGAGAUAAUAAAAUGCAUCAGUAGAAUGGUCAAGGCUAGGGAGUUCAAGGUCAAAAAGGAGGUGCUGGACACUUUCUUAAGUCUGAAGAUAAAAGAGGUGGAUUACGAGGGUGACUCAGUGAAAAAGGACGGGAAAACCAGGAAAGAAAUGAUGAAGAAACUGUCAAGGAGAGAACGAAAAAAAAAGAAGAAGAUGGAACUACUAGAGCAUGAACUAUUAGAGACAAGGGCAUCAGAAGAUAAAAAUAGGAAAAUUAAAAUGCACACAGAGAUAAUUCAGACUGUCUUUCAUACUUACUUCCGAGUGUUAAAGAGUCUAGAGAAGUCCAGUCUUCUACCUUCUGUACUGGAGGGGCUAGCCAAGUUUGCUCAUCUGAUCAAUGUGGAUUUCUUUGAUGAUUUGUUUAAUGUCUUCAAUACCUUGAUAGACUCAGGGAAUCUGGGCUACAGAGAGUCCCUCCACUAUAUCAAGACGGCCUUCACUAUUCUGAUGGGUCAAGGUGAUGUCCUCAAUAUUGACCCUAUGAGGUUUUACACCCACCUGUACAACACCAUGCUGAAAGUGAACGCAGGUGUGUCUAGUGAUGAUGCUUCGCUAGUUUUGGAGUGUGUAGAGUGCAUGUUGGGAAGAAGGAAAAGACAGAUUUCCCAGCAGAGAGUGCUUGCCUUCAUUAAGAGGAUCUGUACAUUGGGUCUCCAGCAGGAGGGACACAGCUGUCUUGCCAUGUUAGCUGCCCUCAGGGGAUUCGUAGUGAAUUAUCGAUCUAGUGAGCUUCUGUACGAUAAUGAGACACAAGGUAGCGGCGUCUUCCUACCAGAGUUAUCUCACCCGGAGCACAGUAAUGCACACAACACUAUGUUAUGGGAGAUAACUCUAAUGAAGCAUCACUACCACCCUACUGUCAGACAAUUUGCUACACAUCUGUCGAAAAUGGCCCCAACCUCUGGUGAAGGUCAGCUUCCUGUAGAUCUGAUACGUAGGGACCCAAAAGACUUUUUAAAAGAAUACAAUCCAACAGAGAUUUUCUUUGGGAUUAAAAUCCCAGAAAAAUGUUCAACAAAAAAGAAGUUUUCUAAGUCUGGAUCAGAGUUCAUACAACCAGAGGUUGGAGAAAUUGUUACAAAUGUGUUACAAAAAAUGGACAGUAGAUCAGCAAAAUCUGACAGUUCACAAGACAACAAUGUAACAUAAUACAGCAAAAUAAAUAAAUAAAUAA